Messenger RNA from Mycotypha africana, 905 nucleotides. RefSeq lists its product as uncharacterized. The transcript has a single exon. Bases 298 to 720 code for a protein of 140 amino acids. Gene Ontology annotation, cellular component: MUB1-RAD6-UBR2 ubiquitin ligase complex. The record is from RefSeq and is a predicted model, not a curated record. Gene Ontology annotation, biological process: establishment or maintenance of cell polarity; ubiquitin-dependent protein catabolic process. Lineage: Eukaryota; Fungi; Mucoromycota; Mucoromycetes; Mucorales; Mycotyphaceae.
GAGGACGAUGAAGAAGAAGAAGAAAAUGACGAUGAAGCAGCCGCAGCCACAGCCACGGCGACAACAACAACAACAACAGCAACAACGGCCGAUGACGAAGAAGGUGAAGGAUCUAAUAGCAAUAGUCAAGAGAAUAAUGAUUAUUAUGAUCAUGAGAAUACCAAUGCGAAUUCCGCAACCACCGCAUUAUUGACAAACCAUUUUUAUCAACAGAACCCUUACCCUUAUUCCAACCACCACAACUAUCAACAACAGCAACAGCAACCACUUGUUCAAAAAAACACAACGACGCAAACAAUGUUGGAUAACUUAUUUGUGAUUCCCAUGAAGCAUACUUUUCUGAAAAGAACAAUUCAACCCAAGACCAAGUCCUAUACCGCCAGUUUAUACAAUAUCCCUUUGUUGAACAAUCUCUCUACUGACGCUGUGUUACACCGAGAGGAAGAUAUCCUGUUAUCCUUACAAUUGCUUGCCUAUUUGUCCAAGUAUCCUGCCAUUCGUGAAGCUUUUCAUAAAAAUCAUCGUCAUAAUGUAUUUUCGGUGGUUGAAAAAUUCACACAUCGAUUACAUCCUGCUGCCAUCAUUUACUGGGCAGGCGUGAUUAUGAGAAAUGCUUGUCGAAAAGAUGAAGCACGAGGAGGCGUUCGUCAAUGUGCCAAUAUGCAAUGUGGCAAAUGGGAGCGAUUUCCUCGUGAAUUUGCCAAAUGCCGAAGAUGGUAAUGAAAGUCCAUUGACAUUUUUUUUCUCCCCCCCCAGCUCCAUUGCUUACGCUAUUUAUUCUAUUCUAGUCGAAAAGCAAAAUACUGUUCUAAAUCGUGUCAAUCCAAAGCUUGGGCCGAUGGUCAUCGUUGGUGGUGUAUCGAAAGACCUCAUAGUUCGCACCCACCGAACCCAGCAGCGACUUC